AAGGGCCAGGAAUCCCAGAACCUGUGGAUGCCACUGUAGGUAGGAGAAUCCCAGGAUAUUGCCAUUUUCCCCAGGAAAACAUACUGAGCUCGGUGCUGUAAAUAUGAUGCGUAUCUUCUACUAGCUUUUUGUAACUUAUGAUCAUUCAGCGUCACCAAAACGUGAAGAAGAUAUGUGUAUUCCUUGUAACUGCUCGUUUCUUUGAUGGGAGUGCGUUAUAAACAUAAAUAUCUCUGAAAGUAAUAGAGUAUACACUUUUAUGAUAAUGUCUAAUUACAACACUAUUGAAAGCAUGUUUUAAAGAAUAUUACAGGUGUAAAUAAUUAUUGUGAGGAUUACUACUUUCAAUUUUUGUAAGCAACGUAAAAUUCCAUGCAUUUGUUGUAAGGUUAAAUUAUUUACAAAUGGCAGAUAAAGCUAUUAUGAAGCAAAUUGCAGAGCAAAAGCUUAAAGCAUUUUCUAUUGGCACAAUGGGUAAGAGACCAUUAAGUAAAAAAGAAUUAGAAGAGCAACGUAAAAAAGAACAAGAACAGGCUGCAGCUCAAGCAUUUGAAGAAUUUGUAGCAACCUUCCAAGAAACACCUAAUAAAACAACAAGUAAAGUUUGGGUAAAGGCAGGCACUUAUGAUGCAGGAAAACGACAGGAAGAUACAAGGGAAAAGGGGAAACUCUACAAACCUCAGUCAAAAAUAUCAGAGCUUGUUGAUAACAGAUCAUCAGCAGAACAAGCACAAGAAUAUGCAAGGCUGUUGGGAUCAAGUGAAAGAAAGCUGGAUAGAUUGGGCAAAAAGAAAAAAGAAGGUGAAAAGAAGAAAAGUAAUCUUGAAUUAUUUAAAGAAGAGUUAAAAAUGAUACAAGAAGAAAGAGAGGAAAGACAUAAAUACAAAGGGGUAGUGAAAACUGUUAUUUCUGCCCAAUCAGAAGAUCCAAUGCUAGCAGCUCUAAAAUGUGUUGAAGAUGGGUCAUUUGACAAUGGUGAUCCUAAUACAACAAAUCUAUAUUUGGGAAAUUUAAAUCCGAAGAUUACAGAGCAACAAUUGAUGGAAAUAUUUGGAAAAUAUGGUCCGUUAGCUAGUAUCAAAAUUAUGUGGCCGCGUAGUGACGAGGAAAAAGCUAGGCAAAGAAAUUGUGGUUUUGUUGCAUUCAUGAGCCGUAAAGAUGGAGAACGAGCAUUGAAAAAUCUGAACGGCCGUGAUAUAAUGCAGUAUGAGAUGAAAUUAGGCUGGGGAAAAAGUGUACCAAUUCCACCUUAUCCCAUUUAUAUUCCACCUGCUUUGAUGGAAAUUACACAACCGCCACCUCCAUCUGGUCUUCCGUUUAAUGCUCAACCACAUCGUCGUGAUAGACAUAAGGUACCUCGUAUUCGUAAUCUACAGACAGCAGAUCCUCAGGAGAAGGAAAACUUCGAGAAGGUUUUGCAGAAUGCGGUUGUCAAAGUAGUUAUACCAACAGAAAGAAACUUAGUUAUGUUAAUACACAGAAUGGUAGAAUUUGUGAUUCGAGAAGGCCCGAUGUUUGAGGCAAUGAUUAUGAACCGAGAGCUAAACAAUCCAAUGUUUAGAUUUUUAUUUGAAAAUUAUUCACCUGCACAUAUUUACUAUCGGUGGAAGUUGUAUUCCAUAUUGCAAGGAGAUGGACAAAAAGAGUGGCGUACCGAAGAUUUUAGGAUGUUCAAAGGAGGAAGUGUAUGGAGACCACCGCCGAUUAAUCCAUGGACUCAGGGAAUGCCCGAUGAAUUGAUUGAGAUGGAAGAAAGGCAAGAACCUAGAAGAGGAAGUUUGUCAAACAGUCAACGGGAUCGAUUAGAAGAUUUAUUACGAAACAUAUCCCCCGAAAGGAUAAAAGUAGCAGAAGCCAUGGUAUUUUGUAUAGAACAUGCCGAAGCAGCCGAAGAAAUUUGUGAUUGUAUUUCAGAGUCGCUAUCAAUAUUACAAACACCCGUCAACAAAAAAAUUGCAAGAUUAUAUCUUAUAUCGGAUAUAUUACACAAUUGUGGUGUUAAAGUAAAUAAUGCUACUAUUUAUCGGAAAGCGUUUGAAACACGACUUUUGGAUAUAUUUAAUGAAGUUCAUCAAGCUUACAAACAGUUUGAUAGUAGAUUAAAAGCUGAAGGAUUUAAAGUUCGUGUAAUGAGAAUGUUUAGGGCAUGGGAAGAUUGGGCAGUUUAUCCGCGAGAUUUUCUCGUUAAAUUACAAAAUACUUUUCUUGGUCUUGUUCUGGUAGAUGAACCUGAACAAGAAAAUGAUGAAGAUAUUGAUGGAGCACCGUUAUCAGAUGUAGAUGGAGAUGGUGCAGAAGAUCUGGACGGGGUACCAUUAGACGGAGCUGCUUUACUUAAAGGUGCUAUGAAACAUGGUUUAACGCCACAAACAACAACCAAUUAUGAUGACAUCGAUGGAGUUCCUAUGGAUGAGGAUAUUGAUGGUAUUCCUAUGGAUGAAGAUGAUUCUUCGAACUUACGAAAUAAAGAGGAUGAAAAAAAGCCAUCUAUUCCUGCCGGUUUUGUACCAUCACGUUGGGAAACUGUUGAUCCUGAUCAGGUCGAAGCACAAGCUAUGACGACUAGUAAAUGGGAAGAAUUAGGUCAGAAUGAUGAUUCGAAUUCUCAGGAUACUAGUAUGGAUUCCAGUGGUAGAGAUUAUAAUGAAGAAAGAAGAAGUAGACUUCGCGAAAUUGAAGUUAAAAUAAUGCAGUACCAAGAUGAAUUAGAAAGUGGUAGGAGGGCAUUAAAAUCUGGUAUGACAAUUCAAGGACAAGUGGAACAUUAUAGAAAAAAGCUCAUUAGAAAGAGCGAGAGAGAACUGAAAGAUGCUAAAAGUGAAGAACGUGACGACGACAGGCGAAGGGAAAAGAAACGAAGCACAACUCCAGAAUCUCCAAGUCAUUAUAGAGAUCGAAGACGUACUUCGACAAGUCCAUCGUCUAAAACCAACAGAUAUAGAUCUCGUAGCAGAUCACCACGUGGUAAACGUAGAUCACGAUCACCAUACAAAAAACGAGUUCCAGUCACACCAUCGCCACCACGUAUUCGACGAACGCCUUCACCUUCUUUUUCAUCUAGAGUAUCUCGAAGAUCUCCAGUUAGUGAACGAAGUGACAGGAAAAGAAGAGCGAGAUCGCCAUCGUUAUCUCCACCACCUCCACCACGUACCUCAAAGCAUAGAGCUAAUAGUCCUCCUUCUCCAACGUCACGCAAACAUAGACAUAAACAUAAAUAUUAAGUUAUUUUACAUGAUAUUCUUUGUAUCUUUAAAAAAUAAUGAAUCUAUUGAUUUUGUAAUACAUACAUUUCAGUAGGAUUAUAAAAUAAUAUUAUUGUUAUAAAAAGUUCAUUAGCGCAAUAUUGUGAAAUAUUUUAACCUGAUUUCAAAUAUUCUAAUAUUUUCCUUUUCUUUUGAAAUUUGUUUGUAUGUGCGUAGUUGCAUAUACUCGCGAUACCAUUUGACAAAUAUAUGAAUAAAAAAUUUCCCGACGAAAUUUCUAAUUGUUACGAGCAUAAGGAUUUUAUUUAUACAUGUAAAUUUACUUGUAUUAUUAGCACAUAAUUGCAUUAAAAAUUAUUAAAAUAUUG
Osmia bicornis bicornis is the source of this 3571-nucleotide messenger RNA. Its product is annotated as U2 snRNP-associated SURP motif-containing protein. The coding region runs from base 405 to 3221 and encodes 938 amino acids. Gene Ontology annotation, molecular function: RNA binding. NCBI's taxonomy places the organism in Eukaryota, Metazoa, Arthropoda, Insecta, Hymenoptera, Megachilidae. The transcript has 20 exons. Gene Ontology annotation, cellular component: nucleus. Gene Ontology annotation, biological process: RNA processing. The record is from RefSeq and is a predicted model, not a curated record.